AUGUCUACCUCCAACUCUACUGGCUUCCCUGUCACCACCUAUUUUGUACCCAGUGAAGCCAACAUGCUAGCCGACAACCGAGUGUCCUUCGCCCGUGGGCAACAACACAACCAAGCCAACGUCUCUGACGCCAUAGAACUAAUAUCAGCCAAAAACACCUACGUUUAUUUAUUCUACAAAACAGAAAAAUGCUACCCCCACGCGUACCACGCUCUUUCCUCCAUGCAUACCUUCCUUGCCAUUGACCUCCGAGCAUUCGCGGCUCAACAAUCAGGACUCGAGUAUCUGUCGGGCACUCCGGAUGGAAAAAUUAGUUUUAGAAUCUUUGGAACGACGCUUGAGGAUGAGCUCCUCGAGUGGGCAGACGGACACGGCAAAGGCAUAUUUGGAAUUAGGCGGGAGGACCUUGCUAACAGAAGCGCGCAUGCGGAUAGAGUGAGACGGUUGUUUGAGUACUCCUCCACCCGGUUUGUCCCGCCAGUCCCUAUCAUACCCCGAGCAGACCAGUGCUACCCCGGAGCUCACUUAACACAUUGUCACUCGACAACCUCCGUCCACCCCGUCAGCGGAAGAAUACAUUCCCACCGUCCCAACCAGCCCAAUCUUGCAAGGGUCGAGCCCCUCCAGUCCCCGUUCCAUUGGGUCGAACCCAAAACCACCAACAUCCCAGUCACCUCCACCUUGACCAGUGUCAAACGGCCUAACCCGUCGUCAUCUGACAAACCGACGAGGAGCCCGACACGGCCGGAAAGAAGUGAUACUCCAGAUCCCCACCGCGAGAACUCCAUCGAAACAGCAGUCUCGCCUAAGCCUGGUUCUCCUUCCAACCCAAUCAAUGUAGAUGACACCGAUAUGAUCAACCAGUUGUAUGCAGGAACAUACAACCUGGGAGAUGACAAUCCCCCCACUCCCCAAUCCGACACUUCGUCUAACACCAGACAAAAGUACCACCAAGGUGUUCGCAAUAACGCUCCCUACUGCCAACACUGCGGUUGGAGUGAUCAUCGCACAUACUACUGUGAAGCCUAUUACUGCCCCGAUUGUGACCGCCGCACACCAGGACAUAGUUUCAAUAGGUGUCCUAUUUGUAUGGAAAACAAAGAUAGGGUUCUAAUGGAGGGAUUACAUGGAGACGUCAGCUAUGACAAUAGUUACAACAUGGAUGGUGAAGGCACCAAAUUUUGGUGA
Molecule: messenger RNA, 1188 nt
Organism: Serpula lacrymans var. lacrymans S7.9
Lineage: Eukaryota; Fungi; Basidiomycota; Agaricomycetes; Boletales; Serpulaceae
Exons: 3
Coding region: 1-1188 (395 amino acids)
Source: RefSeq, a predicted model, not a curated record